Molecule: messenger RNA, 2433 nt
Organism: Raphanus sativus (radish)
Lineage: Eukaryota; Viridiplantae; Streptophyta; Magnoliopsida; Brassicales; Brassicaceae
Product: MAR-binding filament-like protein 1
Exons: 3
Coding region: 58-2232 (724 amino acids)
Biological process (GO): mitotic chromosome condensation
Cellular component (GO): condensin complex; chromatin; condensed chromosome
Molecular function (GO): chromatin binding
Source: RefSeq, a predicted model, not a curated record
CGAUUUGCCACCAUCCACACAAUUGCAAUCUCAAAAGAAGAUACUUUGCCGGAGAAGAUGGGUUUCCUCGUCGGAGCCACUUGCUUCGCCCCGUCUCCUCCUGUCCAUUUUUCUCGAUUCCUCACAUCUCCUUCUACAUCGCAGUUCGUGCUUCUCUGCUCCUCCAGCAAUGUCGCUAACUCCAAGCGUCGCCGACCACCACCAUCGGCUUCUCUACGCCGCCAAGAUGCACACCACGACGAAGUAUAUUCCGCUAAAAGAAGAGAUUUUGUCCUCCUGGGCGUCUCCGUUCUUCCGUUUCUGGAGUUUCAGUCUCCGGCUAUGGCUGAUGAAAGAGGAGGCAAUGAGAUUAAGACAUCAUCAAAGCUUAAUCAAGAAACUGAGGUUGGAGAAAGUGAAGGAACAUCCCCAAAUCCGUUUCUGUCUCUCUUGAAUGGUCUUGGAAUCUUCAGUGCCGGUGUUCUUGGUGCACUCUAUGCACUGGCUCGGCAAGACACACAAGCUGCUGAAGAAGCCAUCCAAUCUCUAAAGAACCAGUUGAAAGACAGAGAAAAAGCAUUGACUACCAAGGAGAAAGAGUCUGAAGCAAGACUGCAGUGCGAGCAGGAUGAGCGGGGCAAGGAGCGUAAAAAGGCACAAGAGGAUCAGUCGUCAUUGCUCAGCCAGUUGAAUUCUGCAAAGGAUGUGGUUACAGGAUUAGGACGGGAGCUAAGCAGCGAAAAGAAACUAUGUGAGGAGCUUAGAGUUCAAAUCGAAAGUCUGCAAAGUAAUCUGUUAAAGGCUGGUGAAGACAAAAGGGCACUUGAAACAAAGGUCAAAGAAAAGCUUGAUUUGGUCGAGGAGCUACAAGAUCGGAUCAACUUGCUUAGUUUGGAGCUGAAAGAAAAGGAAGAAGAAACUCAACGCAUUAGCACAUUACUGGCAGAGAAAGAAGCAGAACUGGAGAAACUCAACUCUGCUUACACUCAAACUAGCAGAGAUCUUGCUGGAGCAAAAUUAGAAAUCAAACAGCUUAAGGAAGAAGUCACAAGAAGGCAGACUGAGUUGGACUCAAAGAACUCUGCCAUUGAGGAACUGAACACUAGAGUAAGGACUUUAGAGGCUGAGAAAGAGAGUUACAUCCAAAAGCUUGAUGAUGUUUCAAGAAAUUACAGUGCUUUGAAAUCGGCGUCUGAAAUGCGAGCAGCUGCUGAUGCAGAGCUCAUUAGCAGGAAAGAGCAGGAUAUUCAGGACCUCAAGGAAAAGCUGGAUCAUGCGGUAAAGGCUGUUAAUGAGAGUAAAGACGAAGUUGCUGACCUUACUGAGAAGUACGAAGACACGAAGAGAAUGCUGGAUAUAGAACUCACUAAUGUACAAAAUUUGAAACAUGAACUUGAAGGAACAAAGAAAGCACUCCAGGCAUCUAGAGAUCGUGUCUCUGACUUGGAAACGCUGCUGGAUGAGUCUAGAGCUUUGUGUUCAAAGUUUGAAUCAGAGCUUGAUGUAAUUCACGCAGAGUUUGAUAAAGCUAAGGAAAGAUAUGAAAGGAACAUUGCUGAGGAAAGAGAAAACAAUGAGAGUUUGGCUAGCAAACUUGCAGCGGUGAAAGAUCAACUGAAGAAAGCUAGAGACGAGAUUGAGGCACUAACCCGUGAAGUGGAAGAAUCUUCUGUCAAGAACCAGAGUCUCCAGAAGGAACUGGUGGAGAUUUACAAGAAAGCUGAAACCACUAACAAGGAAUUAGAAGAGGAGAGGAAGACGGUUUUGGCAUUGGAGGAAGAGGUGAAAGCAAUGGAGAAGCAGAUGUUGAUGGAGAAGGAGGCGAGGAAGUCCCUUGAAACAGAACUGGAAGAAGCAGUUAAGUCCUUAGAUGAGAUGAACAAAAACACAUCGAUACUCUCGAAAGAGCUUGAGAAAGUGAAUACACAUGUGUCGAGUCUGGAUGACGAGAAAGAAGUGCUUCAAAGAUCACUAGAAGAGGCGAAGAAGGCAUCAAAAGAAGCCAAGGAAAACGUGGAAGACGCACACAACCUCGUGAUAAGUCUAGGAAAAGAGAGGGAAGUGCUAGAAAAGAAAGUGAAGAAACUCGAGGAGGACUUGGGCUCUGCAAAGGGAGAGAUACUGCGCAUGAGAAGCCAACAACAGAGUUCUGUAAAAGCUGUGAAUAGUAGAGAUGAUGAAGAGAAGAGUGAUGAUGAUAAGGUUACUGUGAAGAAAGCUGUCAGGAGGAGAAAGAGCAGUACCAGUUCUUGAACAGACAAGGUUAUAUAAUGACCAGAGCUUGUAUUAAAUCUGUGUGUAAAUUUUGACAAGAGGCAAGUGGCUCCAGAGUUUCAUCAUUGAGAUCAUUUCAUCAAUGGUGAUAGGAAAUGUAGAGUGAGAAGAUCAAUGCUUUGUAUCUGAUGUCUAAAUUAUGGUUUCAUACAAUGUUUUAAAAGAUGAAAAUUACAUUUA